Messenger RNA from Manis javanica (Malayan pangolin), 2205 nucleotides. RefSeq names its product endothelial cell specific molecule 1 (gene ESM1). The record is from RefSeq and is a predicted model, not a curated record. Gene Ontology annotation, cellular component: extracellular region. Gene Ontology annotation, molecular function: hepatocyte growth factor receptor binding; integrin binding. Gene Ontology annotation, biological process: angiogenesis; positive regulation of hepatocyte growth factor receptor signaling pathway. NCBI's taxonomy places the organism in Eukaryota, Metazoa, Chordata, Mammalia, Pholidota, Manidae.
CAAUUCCUGGAUGGCAGCAGCGUGUUAAUCCAGCCUUCAUCCUGGAUUUCAUAAACUAAAACAAGGGAGCCUGGCAGGAGGACAGCGCUGCUGCUGGGUUGAGGAAAUUGAUGACGGAGAAGCAUGCGGGCAACCCAGUGUAUAAAACUCAUAAACGUGUAGGCAGAGGCUCAACUACCACUUUGGACAGCUGCUUCCCGCCAGCAAAGCCCUCGCCGCGGGAAGCUGAGCCGAGCUGCGGGGGAAACAUGAAGAGCCUCUUGCUGCUGGCCACGCUGCUUGUCCCCGCGCACCCGGCGGCGGCCUGGAGCACCAAGUAUGCGGUGGAUUGCCCGGAGCGCUGUGACGCUAACCAGUGCAAAGGCAGCCUGCGCUGCAGGAGGACAGUGCUCGACGACUGUGGCUGCUGCCGGGUGUGCGCCGCGGGGCUGGGAGAAACCUGCUACCGCACAGUCUCGGGCAUGGAUGGCGUGAAGUGUGGCCCGGGGCUGAGGUGUCAGUUUUACAGUGAGGAGGAUGAUUUUGGUGACGAAUUUGGUAUCUGCAAAGACUGUCCCUACGGCACCUUCGGAAUGGAAUGCAAGGAGAUGUGCCAUUGUCAGUCGGGCAUAUGUGACAGGGUGACUGGCAAAUGCCUGAAAUUUCCCUUCUUCCAAUAUUCAGUAGCCAAGUCUUCCAACAGAUUUGUUUCUCACACAGAGCAUGACAUGGCUUCUGGAGACGGCAAUGCUGUGAGAGAAGAGCUUGUGAAAGAGAAGGCUGCCCGGUCGCCUAUAAGGAAAUGGUUAAAUCCGCGCUGAUCCCAGUAGGAUUUCGAAGAGAAGACUAUUUUAACGAUCGUUCAACACACAGCCAACAUUUUAGGAACUGUCUAGAUUAUAGCAUAUGAACAUGUAAUUUUUGGAGACCAAGUGUGAUUCAGGGUGGGUCCAGAAAAAAGAAAGUGGGCUACUAACAAUCCAUAAAAUGCAUAUGACUGAACAGUUUUAGAUAUUUGUUAAGUACUUGAAUGCAUAAAUUUGUUAAAUAUGUGUUUAUAGUAAUAUUGAAGAACUAAAACUGCAAUUUAGAUAAUAACAUGGAGACAGAUCAGCAAAGAGAAAGCUAGUCAGACCUAAGACUGCGGUGGGUCUGCGGUUCUGUGACUUGGAUGUACAUUCAUGUUGGAAUACGGGAUGGAGGAAGAGUGGGGGUGGGGGAGGAGGGGAGCAUGAGAUUUAGAUCUUUCUUGCUGUAGUGUCAAUAGAACUUAAUUGUGCAUUUUUUUUACUUUGGGUAAAGUCAAAACAAAAUAAUCCCUGAGGGAAGUGGGAUGUUUGAUGCUUGUGGGAGUUUGAGUAGCAGCCUUGAUUCGAGGCAGGUUUCAAAGGGCUGCUAAUGUAGGUCCCAGGUUACCCUAUCUGAAGGAUGGUUCUGAGGCAGGAGACAAACAUACAUUUCCAUAAAUGGCCUUAAAGAAUGUCACCUCAGACUGAGAGAGCUGGGAAGUAUUUUGCCCACUUGGGGGAGGUGUGAAGGUAAAUAUUUAUAUAUUUUUGUAAACAAUUAUGUUAGUAUGAGUCAUCCUCCAUAUCUAUAUUUAUCACCCUCUUGAGAAAAUGAACAUAAUAUUGUUUGUUUAAAAUGGUUAGAAUAAAGGUGUAACUCUAUAAGGUUUUCAAACAUUCAAGCCAUGGUAAAUUUACUCAUAAUAAUUAUAGUAAUAUUAAGAGUAAUAAGUAUAAGGAAAACCUAGAAAAAUUUAGUCAUUAUGGAUUUAUAAAAUGUCCAAAAAUGGACAACAGAGGGAAUUUAUUUAAAAGUAAGUGUAGCAACUUAGAUGUUUUAAAUUUGAUGUAGAAAAUGCUUCUUAGGAGGUUUGGAAAAGAGUUAAUUUUCAGCAGGAAACAUUAACUUUAAAAUAUAGCUCAUUUUCACAUUUUUUCCCUUUAAACUUGGAAUUAUGAGUACAUUUGGGAGGAUCUUAGCACAAAUGGGAUUGCUGGACUAGAUUUUGCUAGGAAAUUUUUGCAGAAGUAUUUUAUUUGGAGUGAAGACUUAUUUGAGAAUUAUUUCACCAUUUACCUGUAUUUUAUUCUUGAAGGUUGCCAGCGGAAUUGUGAAUGUGUGUGUGGGAGGGUCUUUGAAUGUAAGCUGGAUAAGCUGCUAGGAUUUGUUUUAAAAGGAUAAGUUUAUGAUUGUUCAAUAAAAAAAAGCAAGACAGUG